AUGCCCUUCGUCCAGAAAGAAUUCACCACGCCACCACCACCUCCCGCACCGGGAACUCCCCCAGACUCGGCCUCCGUAAAGCCAUGGUAUUCCGUCGCCGCAGGCAUCUGGGAGCUACGCUUGAAUGGAGACGCAGACCAUAAAGCGGUGCUACAAUGGUGGGAGCCAAACGUUACCACGGCGAAUACGCCAAUUACGCAUCCUUACAUCGAAGAGGUAUGCUUCCUCAAGGGAGGACUGACGGAUCUUCGGCUCGAACAAUCAUGGGGUGUUGGUGCAUAUGCCUAUCGCAAUCCUGGGAUGGAACAUGGACCUUAUGGGGCUUCAGAGGAGGGAUGUUUGAUGUUUGCUAAAGUGGUGCCUGCGUCUGCUGCUGUAAAUUGA
Messenger RNA from Penicillium cinerascens, 384 nucleotides. RefSeq lists its product as uncharacterized. NCBI's taxonomy places the organism in Eukaryota, Fungi, Ascomycota, Eurotiomycetes, Eurotiales, Aspergillaceae. The record is from RefSeq and is a predicted model, not a curated record. The transcript has a single exon. Bases 1 to 384 code for a protein of 127 amino acids.